Messenger RNA from Angiostrongylus costaricensis, 567 nucleotides. The record is from the annotation of a GenBank genome assembly. Lineage: Eukaryota; Metazoa; Nematoda; Chromadorea; Rhabditida; Metastrongylidae.
AUGGCGCAGUGGUCGGAGGCGCCCUGCAACACGCAGGUGAAAUCGAUCUCCGCGCCCAUGGCCCACCAAGCCUUCCAUCCCUCCAGGGUCGGCAAAUUGGUACCAGGCCUGUCUGAGUGCAGCACUGGCUACAUCGGUAGGCCACUGCAAGUAAUUGUAAAGGCUAGAUAUGCAUUCAAUCACCUCCAAACAGUGCUUAAUGAAGUCAAAUGCACGGCGCAUCCCUCAGAGAUUGAUCAACGCCGAGAGAUUUAUCCUUUUAUCCUUUUUUAUGUUCAAUGUGUUAAAUAUUCACUCCAUGUAAAUCUUGGUUGUGACGUUUCAUAUCGAGACGUGCAGCUCGCAUCGGACAUGACACCGGGUACGAGAGUUGCUAGAAUUCCAGAAGUGCUAUGCAAACAGUCCACGUACAGAUACCUAUGCGAAAGUGGUAUGCCAUCACAGUUCGUCUACAGAUGGGCAAUGGACAGUGGAAAAUGCCAAUCAUUUGCAUAUGGAUACUGUCUGUUUGAAUGGAACCACCCUCACCCACGUACAGCCGAGGAAUGCGAGAUGUUGUGUAAUUGA